AUGGGGCUCUGUACUGAAUCUGCUCUCAGAACUCCAGUUACAGAGCAACUUUUCUUCUUUCCUAGGAAGGCGUUGUCUGGGAAAGUCAACUUGAGUACAUUGAAAAUAGAUCAUCAUGGGCCUUUCAGUAAUAUACGGCGGCUGUCCAACACCAGUCAUCCUGAGCAGAACCCCUACUUCCCCACUGAGUGGACAGUAUAUUGGGAGGAUGGCAGCAUCUGGAAGAAAUACGAGGAGCCCCUCUCGCAUGAUUUCCUUGCUGCCUUUGAAGACUGCACGCAAGAGCAUGUCUUUCAGCUGCGAGGCCACCGCUACACCAUGGACUUCAAGCAGAGUCUAAUAUACAACCAUAAUACAGGAAACAGCCACACUAUCCAGCUCCGGCCCACUUAUCGCUCACCCCUCCAGAUGCUUCCACAGCUGUGGACAAUUCCAAGCAGCCCCUCAGAAAUGCAUUAUUCUCCCACUUCUAACAUCCCUGGAGAAGAUCCUACAGAUGGUUACAAUGGCCCAUAUCCUGCCUACUGGAUCAAGCGUCCAGAAGGCAGUGUCCCAUUUGUGCAGGAAGAGGUGUUGCCAUCAGAAGCAGUGUACCACACCAUUUACACCCUCUUCCACAAGUCUCUCUCAGAGGACAAAGUUCUUCUGCUCUCAGUUCACAGGAUCCGGAAUGACUUUCUCUGGCAAAAAUACUGCAGCCAGAAGGAUUUAAUGUCACAGAGCCUCUCAGCAGAGGAGAAAUUGAGGCUAGAGAAGCACCUCUUCCACAGCACCUCAGCCAAACGCCUGGGGUUUGCCUGCCAGAUAAAGUUUGACACUCAUCUCUCAGGAUCACAUAUGUAUGGCAGAGGUUGCUAUUUCACUGUGCACGCAGACCAGGCUGACCGCUAUGCCCAGGCAGGAAAGGGUGGGCUGCGCCACAUGUUCUUGGCCAAAGUAUUGGUCGGCAAAUGUACACGCGGGAAAAAGCAUUAUUGGCAGCCUCCACAAAUAGAGUCUGGUAGGGAAUGCUUUGACUCAUGUGUGGAUAAUGUGGCCAGUCCAAAUAUUUAUGUGAUCUUCAAUAGCUACCAAUGCUAUCCAUACUUCCUGAUCAGCUACAAACUCUUAUCUGACCCUGUGGUACUAGAUGAUUGA
Trachemys scripta elegans is the source of this 1137-nucleotide messenger RNA. Its product is annotated as protein mono-ADP-ribosyltransferase TIPARP-like. Lineage: Eukaryota; Metazoa; Chordata; Testudines; Emydidae. The transcript has 4 exons. Gene Ontology annotation, molecular function: NAD+ poly-ADP-ribosyltransferase activity. Bases 1 to 1137 code for a protein of 378 amino acids. The record is from RefSeq and is a predicted model, not a curated record.